Messenger RNA from Lates calcarifer (barramundi perch), 5083 nucleotides. RefSeq names its product murine retrovirus integration site 1 homolog (gene irag1). The transcript has 30 exons. Lineage: Eukaryota; Metazoa; Chordata; Actinopteri; Centropomidae. The record is from RefSeq and is a predicted model, not a curated record. The coding region runs from base 269 to 4303 and encodes 1344 amino acids.
UCAGCGGUCAGCAGUGAGAGUCAGAUCCCUGACAGAAGAACUGGAGGAGACCCGCCGGGCCUUUAAAGAGGCCCAGGAGAGAGCCGCUCGCUCCCAGACCAGCUGCACCAAACUGAGCAAUGAGGUCGAAUGCCUGAAGGUUCACAUCAGGAGGCUUGAAGAUAAGAAUGAAAAACUCGCCUUUGAAAGGACGUGUUCUGAAGAGAGCAUCAACAAACUGAGGAAGGUCAACGCUGAGCUGAGGGCCGAACUCGAGGAAACCCUGGUCAUGCUGACGCUGAGAGACAGAGAAAUCUCAAAGAAAGACAUUCUCAUGGACAAGCUGAAGAACUCUCACGUGGAGAAUCACAACAUGAUUGAGGGUCUUCAGUUAGAGCUGACGAGGUUACAGGAACAUUCACACCAAGUUCUUCUGAGGUACGACCGACACUGCCUCAGCCCGCAGAGCCUCUACAGUCGAGAUCCUCCAAACCACCGCUCUCUGCAGAGCGAGAUGCAGGACAUGCAGCAGGUAGGAAGUGCUCGUCGCUCACAGGUUCUCUCCGAUGAUCUGUUUUUAAUGUUAUCUCUCCUUCUUCGUCUGCAGCAGCAUCACAGAGCUCUGGACGACAUCAGCCUCCCGUCCCUCAACAAGCACGGCGACGACAUUCACAGCAUCAUCCACAGGAUCAAGAGUGCAGAGAUAGCUCAUCUCCUGCACAAUAAGUAUCCUGAGAGGGUGAGGAGAGAGCAGACACUCACCAGAGGACGAUCAUUUCUACACGCAGCAACAUGUACGCGUGUAAUUCUGUCUUAUCUCUGUCGUGUCUGUCGCACUCAGGACUCUGCUCCUGUAGAAACACAGGAGAGGCCUUUUCCUCACCGCCAGCAGCAACAGGCAAGCAUCAAGCAGCAGCUUGUCAAUGUGCUGCAGGAGCUGGAGCUGCACAAGUGUGUGUGGGAGGAGAAAGGGGAGAAGGUGGAGGAGCGGUGGAGAACCAGGGACAAGGAGCAAAAGCAAAGCCAGACCGGCAGCCAGACUCAGAUCCAGGAGGGCAAGAAGGUGGCCGUGGUGAACUUGUGGAAAGCCCUCAGCGUAGAGGGGGUUAAGGCCCGGACGAAGGAAACCCAGUCGACUCAGGAGCUCUCUGAGACGCAGACGAAGCUCCAGCGAGCAGAGCAGACCAUCACUGAUAUGAGGGAGCAGGUCUGCCACCUGCAAGCCUCUCUGAGAUCUGCACAGGAGCAAAAAACCAGCUGCAGCAGAGUUCCUCUGAUUGACAAGGGGACCAGCACUGAGGGAGAGGAGGCAGGUGGAGCUGUGAAGGAUCAGAGGGAUGCAGCGGUGGCCACGGAGAUCACAGGUGCAGCAGCCUCAGAGCAAACCCAGCUUCAGGUGACCGCAGACGGACUUCUGGCAACUCUCAGGAGGAUGGAGGCGAUGGUCAACAACGCCCUGGAGACCGCCGAGCUGGUGAGAGAGAGCGAGCAGAGGGUGAGCCAGGUGAGAGUGAAGAUGGAGAGCAUCACUCAGAGGGUGGAGGAGGCUCUGGGCCGAGCGGCCGACACUGACGAGCAGCUGGACGCCCUGGAGGCCAGGAUCACACAACAAACUCCAGAUCAGUCUCCAGGUCCCGGUCUGCCAGCUGAUCCUGAACCAGACGCUGAAUCCUUUCAGACCGAGUCCGACGUGGAGCCUGAAUACAGAGACAGAGCGGAGAGUCGUCCUCCGUCUCCUGUACUCCCAGAGGACAGCGAGCCUCCACAGCUACCCAUGAAUGGUGGUUCAGGACGAGGCAGCUGCAGCAAGCUCCAGGAAGAGGAGGAACUCUCACCGCAGGGAUCUCCUCUUGAGCAAAGUGUCCAUAACUCCGAGGACUCCUGUGACGGCCCCCGUGCUGCUGAGACACCUUUUAUUUUCCCCCACACCCGCUCUCGCCCCUCGCUGCUCCCCACCAUGCCCACGCUGCCCGAGGAAGAGGAGGACUCCCCCGAGGAGCUGGACAGCUCCUCCAGCUCCCCCAGUACAUCGACACCAGGUGAAGCCAGAGCCGUCGUCAUGACCGCCCCCACCAUCGUCUACCCACAGCAGGCCACUCUAGUCCAACAAGAUGGACGUCCUCUGGAGCAGGCCAGGCCUCACAGUCCCAGAGCUCGCUCGGCCAGGAACUCCCCUGGAGGACCCAUCACCACAGUCGACAGCACAGGUAACGUGAUCGACCUAGUGAAGGAUCAGCUGCCCGAGCUGCAGCUGUCUGAGGAGGAUCGACAGAAGAACCUGGAGCUGCUCGAACAGGCCAAGAAGGUCAGCGACCGCUUCCUGACGCGCCGCGGUCGCCGCUCCACCAGCAGCCUCAACGACUCCCCCACAGGCCUUUCUCCAACUCCAACUCCAUCAACCUCACCGUGUUCGUCUAGAAGCAGCUCACUGACUGUGGCGCCGCAGACUGGACCCUCAGAGUCGACCUAUGUCAGCUCACAGUCCGUCAGCCAGCAUCUGGAGGUUCCUUCAGGGCGGGAACAGCCUGACGUAAACACCCAGGAUCAUGAGGGCCGGCUGCUGGUGGACUGGAAGCCCAUCGAGAAGAGGAAAGUUUCCUCUGGGACUCUAACGCCUCGUUUUGCUGUCCAGAAGGAGAACUGUGAUCCUGCUCGACCCAAGAGUCCUGAUGAGGGAGCUGGUUCAGGCCAAAACUCCAACCAGGCCCCGGCCACAGGAGUGGCCAAGCCCGUCCCCCGCCCCCCGACUCAGCAGGCCCCCUGCACCGCAGAGAUCAAGACGAUCGGGGCCUUCCCUCCGCUGAUGAGGGCUGUUUCCUGGGACGCUGUAGGCAGCCUUAAUUCUAGAAACGGAGCCCCGAGUUUCCCUCCUACAGCGGAGGACACGUUCUCAGACAAGCCCAGAGAUGGUGCGUUCAAGUCCUCAGGGUACAAAGACCUCCCUGCCCCGCCGGGGAGUACACAGAAACUGUCUAAACUCAGAGAGGAGCACAAGCUGAUGCGUAAUCAAAGCAUCGUGGGAUCAAAGUUACCAGACCUGAGUGAAGCUGCUGAGCAGGAAAAAGGUCUUCAGCCUUCUCCAAACUCAGCCAGCAGCGUGGAGGCGAAGGAGAAGUCCGACGCGAUGCCGAACAUUUCAGACGUGAUGCUGAGAAAACUGAAACUUCAUCGGGGUCUGCCGGGCUGUGCACCCCCACUGACUGAAAAAGAGGUCGAGAACGCAUUUGUCCAGCUGUCACUGGCGUUUCGUAAUGACAACUACACCCUGGAGACUCGGCUCAAACAGGCAGAGAGGGAGAGGAACCUGACUGAGGAAGAUACAGAGAAAGAGCUGGAAGAGUUCAAAGGAGCUCUGAAGAUGACGGCACCUCAGUGGCAGAACCUGGAGCAGCGUGAAGCCUACCAGCGCCUCAUAGAGACGGUGGCGGUGCUGCACCGGCUGGCCACACGGCUCUCCAGCCGAGCGGAGAUAGUCGGAGCGGUUCGACAGGAGAAACGUAUGAACAAGGCCACUGAGGUCAUGAUGCAAUAUGUGGAAAACCUGAAGCGAACGUACGAGAAGGACCACGCUGAGCUGAUGGAGUUUAAGAAGCUGGCCAACCAGAACUCAAAUCGCUGUUAUGGAGGCUCUGUAGACACUGGAGAUGAUGGAGUUCCACGACCGUCAAGAUCAAUGUCCCUCACCCUUGGAAAGGCUCUGCCCAGACGCAGGGUGAGCGUAGCGGUGGUGCCUAAGUUUAACCUCCUGAACAUCCCAGGUCAGACCCCAGCCACGGCCAGCCCGGGCCCCAACCAGGCCUCAAGCCCCAGCGCGGGACCCACCACCGGGACUGCUCUUCCUGUCCUGUGUGAAGCGAAUGAUGUGAAAGGCGGAGCUUCCUCUGAGGCGACACAGCCGGCAGCAGAAUGUGGAAAGAGUGCGUCGGAGCAGGAAAGCGAGCCGGCCAAGCCUGCGGUCAACUUGGAGGAGAUCAGAGCCGAGAUCAGAGCCGAGCUCAAGGCAAAGAUCGAGGAGGAGGCGUACAAUAAAGGGUACCAGGAGGGACUGAAGCAGAGCAAAGCACUCCAGGAAGAGAAACAAGAAGAGGAAAACGCUGCUGAGAAACUGCUGGAAUCAAAAAACAAAGAUGAGGAGAGUGGAAGGAAGAUGAAGACGAGCAGGAGGAUGGAGGAGGUCCUGGCUCUUCUCGGUCGGGUUUGUCCAAAGAUUUCCCUGAGCAGGCGUCUCCUCUGGAUCGCCCUGACGCUGUUUGUGCUGAUGUGUGUGGUUAUCAGUAUUUUUACAUUCUUCAGCGACCACUACAACAGACGUGAGGACACGUAAAGACAGAGGGACUCUGUGUCAGACGAGAUGGAAGAUCUUUGGACUGACCGUAGCAGCACAACCAAAGAAGCCCACUACAGAAUAACAGAGACCAUAUCGUCACACUCGGACUCACUUGAAUCCAUGACCCUGACUCUGGAGGGUCACAGACGCUCUGGGAGGCUUUAUGGAGAACGUCAUGUUUAAACAGCGUUAACUUAUGAUUUUAUUUGGAUUGAAAAGUCGACAUGUUGUUUGCUGCAGCGAGAAAAAAAAAUCUGUUUAGGGACCAAUUAUAUAGUGUGAUGAAAUAUAUAUGUAUUUAAAUUAGAUGCAUACAUUCUGGAUCUGGUACUUUGGAUGAUGAAUGUGGCACUUUCCAUUAAAUGCCACUGUAGAAACAGUGUAUAUUUACCUAAACUCUAAUGUUAAAGUAUAAUCUCUCAGGUCCAAUAGAUAAAAAAAAAGACCCAGAGAAAUUCUGACUCCAUAUUUAAAGAUAUAGAAAUCAAAAGAUUGUUUUUAUUUGUUGUUUAAGUUCUAUAAUGUGUAUUUAAAGACUUUAAAAUAGAAGCACAUUCCAAAGUAGUUCCUUAAGUGCAAUACUUUGCAGUUUCUCGUUUGUGCCAUUUUGGAUUGUGUCUUCAGAGCACUGAGAGAUUUUCUUCUUGGAUGAGAGCACUGUAUAGAUGGCAUGAGACUUAUUUUUAUCUUUGCACAUGUGUGCCUGCCUGUGUUUGUUUGUCCUUUGUGGAUUUUAUGCUCUGCCACUUCACCUUUAAAUAAAGGUGCCUGAAAGUA